AUGAUUCAAAUGAUUACAAAACAUGCAGAAUUUUGUACAGCUCUCCAAUUCCGCGAUGCCUUAAUUGAAAUUCCUUCACCCCACCACACAUUAACAAUUCACUGGCGUGGAUGGCGUGUUGAUAUAUAUUCAUUACAAUCCCCCUUUGAAGUUCGUGCAUUGGCUGGAAGUGAAAUGUUGAGAAUUAAUUGUUAUCAAGAAGCCUUGACAGUUGAUGUUUUUGCUGAUAGUAUUACCGUAGAUGUUAAAAGAUUGUCUAGGCUUUUAGUCAACCGUUCGUCAUCCUUUCCCCCAUCAUUAUUAAGAGUUAACGGUGCCCAGAUUUCUUCUCCUCAAAAUGAUAACAAUGAAAGUAAUAAUAUAAUAGACUUGGCAGAAUUACUUUCUAGACAAUUACAUUUGGCAUUAAGUAGAGAUGGAAAUCAAAAUAAUUCAUCUGCAGCAGUUUUGGCUGAUGCAAGAAAUUCUCAAUUAAAAUUGGCGAGGGCUAAUCGAACUACUGCAACAUUAACUGCUCUAAGACAUUUUGUUGAAAUGCUCGGAGGCCAGCCUCAAUUACAAUUAUUAGCCGGCAAUGUUUCUGUACGGAUGAGUGCAGGACAUGACGAGGAAAUUUUCUUCCUCGAUACAAAAAUUUUGCCUAGAGAAUUGUUAGAGCCUGAAGCAACGUUGGAACAGGAUCCGUUUGGGAUUGGACCAAUUGUUCCAACAGUUUGGCCAAUAGGCCCAGAUUGGCAAAACACUGUCUCUACUCCUUCCAUAUCCUCACCAACACAGCAACGUACACGUACAUCACGUAGGCCCAUCACUAGCUCAUCUAGAAUGUAA
This is a messenger RNA of Meloidogyne enterolobii, 828 nucleotides long. The record is from the annotation of a GenBank genome assembly. Lineage: Eukaryota; Metazoa; Nematoda; Chromadorea; Rhabditida; Meloidogynidae.